This is a messenger RNA of Tremella mesenterica DSM 1558, 1254 nucleotides long. RefSeq lists its product as uncharacterized. The record is from RefSeq and is a predicted model, not a curated record. Lineage: Eukaryota; Fungi; Basidiomycota; Tremellomycetes; Tremellales; Tremellaceae. Bases 1 to 1254 code for a protein of 417 amino acids. The transcript is spliced from 6 exons.
AUGUUCAGUGAGGUGAUGAUCAGUAUUGCCCAGCGACUUGAGGAGGAGGUCACAGCAAGAGUUGUCUAUCAGAAAAUCCUCAGUCAAACCAUUACCGAAAGGGAUCGGAGUGCCCACGAGGUCUGCCACAUCCUUCUUCAAUGUAAAAUGAUGUCAGCUUCCCGGGAAUUUGUGUCGUUACGCUUGUUAGCAAAUCGGAAACGUCGCAUGAGGCAGGACUUGGAGAAUGGGGUAGAUGAAGGUGAACCAGUUGAGGAGAGUGAUUUGAGGGAUGCUUAUGAGAAGACAUCUCUGUAUGAGUGGGCACAGAGCUAUCGGCGGGUUCGUGGAAGGAUUGUUCAUAGACAGCAUGCUGCUGUUGUGAUCCUAUGGCCACUCUACCAUCCGGGAGCCUCUGAGUCCCAUGAAAAUGAGGACUGGUGUCGAGCCAGACUACUCCUCCAUCAUCCUCAUCGGAAUCCCAAUGAACUCAAGGAAGAGGACAAGACUUGGGAAAUGGCAUACGCAUGUUGCCAAGGGGCCCAUCCAAAUGGUCAUCAAGAUACACUUCCUAAACGUGACUCUUCAGAGUGGUCAGAAGAUGAGGAGCAGGAGGAGAUACAAGAGCAGGAUGAUUGGCAGGAACAUGCUGGACUAGGACCGGAGAUGGACUGGGAUGGAUUGCAGGGUCCGCAGUUGGGCACACGACUCAUUGAUGUUGAAGCGGACUGGCACCAGACACUGAUAGAAUGGGGUGAUGAAGGUUUGAAGGAGCGUACAGCCUUCCUUGGGAUUGCAAAACAGAUGCGGGGUGCAGAGGCUGUCAUACGUGAAGCUGUUGACCCCACACUUUUGAACGGAAAUCAACAAAAAGUCUUCAACAAAGUCAUGGCCCAUGCUCGGCAGCAAAUGUCCAACACAGGCCGAUAUGCCUAUCUGUCCUUCAGUGAAAGUAUUCAGCUCAAUAUGGUCAUGCGGCAAGCAGGAACAGACCCAACAUCUUUAGCCUUCAAAAGCACCCUUGCACGUCUUCGAGAGGCUGAACUCAACAUCAACUCGCUCGUUCAAGCCUCAAAGCCGGUGUUACGAUCAGUUGCUCGCUCCACUGGACCCGACUCAACACGAGUAUCCGAAAACACAGCAGGUUCACCCCAGAUCCUCUACCUCAUGCUCGGAGCUCAAGUAAUGCUCACUCGUAAUCUGUGGACUUCCAUGGGAUUGACAAAUGGUAUGUUAGCCGAUAGAAUCGGGCCAGGACGGCCGAUCCGCCGUUAG